AUGGCGACCUCAUCGGCUACAUUUCCAUCUCUUCUUCCCCGAGUUGCGGACAAUCUUUGGUUCACGCUGGAAAAGAAAUCAGAUGAUGACGCUGUAUUAGCUAAAGAAGAGGAAGAAUACGCUGCUUCGGUGAGUUGCCGUAGAUUUUUGCUCAGCUUGCACCAAAACAAAACGAAUUGUUUCGAAUUUUUUUUUCUACAUCAACGGAAUUAUAAAUUAACUUAAAAUUAAUUAAAACGACUUUCAUUUGGCAAGUUUUUCCUUUAAUCUGCAAAAAUUUAAGUAGAAAGGGAAAUUUUGAAUAAAUUAAUGGUAUGAUCAAAGUUCUAGCGAUUAAGAUCUGUAAAUACAAAGUGCUAAGGGAAACUUACAGCUAAAUUUUGAUUUAACUAUAAACUUACUCAGAAGCAUAUCAUGAUAUUCGGCUUUCUAUAAUUGGUAGUUUCAUGUACACCGUAGCUUGCACUUUCUAGAAAGUUUGGGCUAUUGCUUUUAUAAAAUAAUUCUAGGUUUGCCGAACGUUGCAAUAAAUGAUAUAUUUUUAACCAAUCAGUAUGCUUGCAGUAUCUCAGUCAUAUUAUAACAGAUGAUGUUUCCAUGGCAGCUAAAAAGGAUUGCAGAUAAGGGCUUUGAUAUUCCUCCAAUUGGUACCACUAAAACCAAAGACAGGCAGGAGGUAACGUUGUUGUUUAUUCAUUAUGUAUGCAACACUUACCUCUAAAACUGGAAUCCUGUCUGAUGAGACCCCAAAAUAUGUCUGAUUUGUUAGGAAACAAGAUAUCUGGGAUGAAUUUACAGUGUUAAGUCAGGGAUAAGGUCUAAGUUUCCAAGAGUUCGUAAUGUCUUGGGCUCUAGAUGACAGGAGACUGUCCAAUGUUCUGAAAAUUUCUCUAAUGUGGGACAUGGUACACAUGUAUUCCACAAAGUUAUGGGUUUGGUGUCAUUAACCCUUUAACUCCCAAGAUCAGAUUGUUAAUUGUCCCCUCUAGCUGCUACACAUUUCCUUGUAAAUUAGUUGUGAGAACUUGGUGCUAGAUCAAGAUGGCAGCUUCUGCCUGAUAAGUUUGAAUAUUCUCAUUACCUAUUUGCUGAAUAAUGUAUGGAUAUUUUGGGGAGAAGUUUUAUAUUAAUCACUUCUGGGAGUUUAAGGGGUUAAAUAAAAAGCCCCACCAUAUUUCAGAUGCUAACCCUUUCACUGCCAGUAGUGACUAAUAAGUUAUUUCUCCCUACAUUGUCUUAACAUUGUGUGGCAGAAAGGUUAGGUGAAGAGAGAGUAAUGCCAAUUAGGAGAUAUUGUUUGAUUUAACCCUUUAACCCCCAAAAGUGAUUAACAGCAAGGUGUUUUUAGAUCUUGGGAGUUUAAGGGUGAACACUAAAUUCUCAGAGCAAAAUGUAGGACAGGCAGUGAGGAGAAUAACUGUUUAGUUCUCAGGAGUGAUAGGGCCAAAGAGCUAAAUAUUUUUCAACCUAAAGCUCACUUGUCUUGAACAGAAAGAUACUGAUAUUGGUUGAAAUAAUUUUUUUCCCUUGAUGAAAUGGAAUUUGAUAGUUUGAAUUUUGGGAUGAAUGAUUUAAAAGUCUACUCUGCUUUCACUUAUUUUGAAUCUUUGGUCACUCUUGGUAUCAUUUUAAAGAGACUUGAUGAAGAUGAUGAUGAGAUUGAGGAUGAUGAUGAUUCAGCAGAAGAAAUUGAGGAUGAGACUGAUGAAUAUGAAAGUCCAGAUGCUGAGUCUGUUGAGGGAGAGGUAUAA
Pocillopora meandrina is the source of this 1751-nucleotide messenger RNA. Lineage: Eukaryota; Metazoa; Cnidaria; Anthozoa; Scleractinia; Pocilloporidae. The record is from the annotation of a GenBank genome assembly.